Closterium sp. Naga37s-1 is the source of this 3501-nucleotide messenger RNA. NCBI's taxonomy places the organism in Eukaryota, Viridiplantae, Streptophyta, Zygnematophyceae, Desmidiales, Closteriaceae. The record is from the annotation of a GenBank genome assembly.
AUGGUGGAGUACAGUCAAAAGAAACAGCAGCCGCCGCAACAGCCGGGAAAGCAGUCACCUGCACAGCAGCAACAGCAGCCGCAGCGGCGGCCGUGGAGGAAACAGCCUGGAAAGAUCGCGUUCCUGUUCAUGACACGUGGCCCGCUGCCUCUAGCCCCGUUGUGGGAAAAGUUCUUCAAGGGCCACGAGGGGCGCUACUCCAUCUACAUCCACGCGGCGGACCUGUCCUUCCGCUUCCCGCGCAACUUCUCCACGCUCUUCCGCGACCGCAUCAUCAAAAGCGGCAAGGUGGCGUGGGGCGAGAUGUCCAUGGUGGAUGCAGAGAGGCGGCUGCUGGCGGCGGCUCUCAAGGAGCGAACCAACCACCAAUUCGUGCUGCUCUCAGAGGCGUGCAUACCGCUGUGGGACUUCGACACCAUCGCCACCUACAUCAACUCAACUGCCAUCUCAUUCGUUGACGCCUACCACGACCCGUACAACAAGGCGUUUGAGCGCUACCUAUGGCACAUCUACAUGCCCGUUAUAAGGCGACGAGACUUCGUUAAAGGCAACCAGUGUCGUGCUGUGCCGUGCUGUGUCGUGCUGUGUCGUGCUGUGCCGUGCUGUGUCGUGCUGUGUCGUGCUGUGCUGUGCUGUGCUGUGCCGUGCUGUGCCGUGCUGUGUCGUGCUGUGCCGUGCUGUGUCAUGCUGUGCCGUGCUGUGCCGUGCUGUGUCGUGCUGUGUCGUGCUGUGUCGUGCUGUGCCGUGCUGUGUCGUGCUGUGUCGUGCUGUGUCGUGCUGUGUCGUGCUGUGCCGUGCUGUGUCGUGCUGUGUCGUGCUGUGCUGUGCCGUGCUGUGUCGUGCUGUGCCGUGCUGUGUCGUGCUGUGUCGUGCUGUGCCGUGCUGUGUCGUGCUGUGUCGUGCUGUGCCGUGCUGUGUCGUGCUGUGCCGUGCUGUGUCGUGCUGUGCCGUGCUGUGCCGUGCUGUGUCGUGCUGUGUCGUGCUGUGUCGUGCUGUGUCGUGCUGUGUCGUGCUGUGUCGUGCUGUGCCGUGCUGUGUCGUGCUGUGUCGUGCUGUGCCGUGCUGUGUCGUGCUGUGUCGUGCUGUGCUGUGCUGUGCUGUGCCGUGCUGUGCCGUGCUGUGUCGUGCUGUGCCGUGCUGUGUCGUGCUGUGCCGUGCUGUGCCGUGCUGUGUCGUGCUGUGUCGUGCUGUGUCGUGCUUGCCCUGCUGUGUCGUGCUGUGUCGUGCUGUGUCGUGCUGUGUCGUGCUGUGCCGUGCUCUGUCGUGCUGUGUCGUGCUGUGCUGUGCUGUGCUGUGUCGUGCUGUGCCGUGCUGUGUCGUGCUGUGUCGUGCUGUGCCGUGCUGUGUCUUGCUGUGUCGUGCUGUGCCGUGCUGUGUCGUGCUGUGCCGUGCUGUGUCGUGCUGUGCUGUGCCGUGCUGUGCCGUGCUGUGUCGUGCUGUGCCGUGCUGUGUCGUGAUGUGUCGUGCUGUGCCGUGCUGUGCCGUGCUGUGUCGUGCUGUGUCGUGCUGUGUCAUGCUGUGCCGUGCUGUGUCGUGCUGUGUCGUGCUGUGCCGUGCUGUGUCGUGCUGUGUCGUGCGGUGCUGUGCCGUGCUGUGUCGUGCUGUGCCGUGCUGUGUCGUGCUGUGUCGUGCUGUGCCGUGCUGUGUCGUGCUGUGUCGUGCUGUGCCGUGCUGUGUCGUGCUGUGCCGUGCUGUGUCGUGCUGUGCCGUGCUGUGCCGUGCUGUGUCGUGCUGUGUCGUGCUGUGUCGUGCUGUGUCGUGCUGUGUCGUGCUGUGUCGUGCUGUGCCGUGCUGUGUCGUGCUGUGUCGUGCUGUGCCGUGCUGUGUCGUGCUGUGUCGUGCUGUGCUGUGCUGUGCUGUGCCGUGCUGUGCCGUGCUGUGUUGUGCUGUGCCGUGCUGUGUCGUGCUGUGCCGUGCUGUGCCGUGCUGUGUCGUGCUUGCCCUGCUGUGUCGUGCUGUGUCGUGCUGUGUCGUGCUGUGCCGUGCUCUGCCGUGCUGUGUCGUGCUGUGCUGUGCUGUGCUGUGUCGUGCUGUGCCGUGCUGUGUCGUGCUGUGUCGUGCUGUGCCGUGCUGUGUCUUGCUGUGUCGUGCUGUGCCGUGCUGUGUCGUGCUGUGCCGUGCUGUGUCGUGAUGUGUCGUGCUGUGCCGUGCUGUGCCGUGCUGUGUCGUGCUGUGUCGUGCUGUGUCGUGCUGUGUCGUGCUGUGUCGUGCUGUGUCGUGCUGUGUCGUGCUGUGCCGUGCUGUGUCGUGCUGUGCCGUGCUGUGCUGUGCCGUGCUGUGCCGUGCUGUGUCGUGCUGUGUCGUGCUGUGUCGUGCUGUGCCGUGCUGUGUCGUGCUGUGCCGUGCUGUGCCGUGCUGUGUCGUGCUGUGUCGUGCUGUGUCGUGCUGUGUCGUGCUGUGCCGUGCUGUGUCGUGCUGUGUCGUGCUGUGCCGUGCUGUGUCGUGCUGUGCCGUGCUGUGCCGUGCUGUGCCGUGCUGUGUCGUGCUGUGCCGUGCUGGGAGGUUGAGUGGGGGAUGAGGAGUGGAGGUGGGGGGGUGGCCGCAGCGUCCCCUCUUACUAACCCCCACAUCCCCACCCUCAAUCAACCAACCCCCUGUAACCUCACCCCCCAUUUCAACCGUCCCCUGGAACCGCACUCCCUCCCUCCUGUUCUUCCUCCAGACCCCUCCCCACCCACGAUGGUCCCUGUCCAGUUCUUCACAGGUGGGGCUGCUGGUCACAGGUGGGGCUGCUGGUCACAGGUGGAGCUGCUGGUCACGGGUGGGGCUGCUGGUCACGGGUGGGGCUGCUGGUCACAGGUGGGGCUGCUGGUCACAGGUGGGGCUGCUGGUCACAUGUGGGGCUGCUGGUCACAGGUGGGGCUGUUGGUCACAGGUGGGGCUGCUGGUCACAGGUGGGGCUGCUGGUCACAGGUGGGGCUGCUGGUCACAGGUGGGGCUGCUGGUCACAGGUGGGGUUGCUGGUCACGGGUGGGGCUGCUGGUCACAGGUGGGGCUGCUGGUCACAGGUGGGGCUGCUGGUCACAGGUGGGGCUGCUGGUCACAGGUGGGGCUGCUGGUCACAGGUGGGGCUGCUGGUCACAGGUGGGGCUGCUGGUCACAGAUAGGGCUGCUGGUCACAGGUGCCUGGUGCUGGCGGCUGGCGCUGGUGCUGGUGCCUGGUGCUGGCGGCUGGCGCUGGUGCUGGUGCCUGCAUUCCGCCGCCACUCCCUUCCCCCUUUCCCUCUCCCACCCGCAGCGUUCCGCCGCCAAUCCCUUCCCCUCCUCCCUCUCCCACCCACAGCGACCGCAGCUGCACACGCGAACAGUCGCGACGGGGGAGGGGGGGGGGUGACGAGCAGGGGGCCGGGGGAAUGCGACGGGCGGAGCGAGGCGAAGGGAAGGAAGAAAACGGGACGGGGGGGAAAGGGCCGCGACGACCGCCACCGUCGCCGUCCCCUUCAUUCCCGAUGCCGUCCCCCCCCCUUCCCCACUCUCGCGCAAACUCGGCAGCAGGCGUAG